Molecule: messenger RNA, 1401 nt
Organism: Vanessa tameamea
Lineage: Eukaryota; Metazoa; Arthropoda; Insecta; Lepidoptera; Nymphalidae
Product: protein AAR2 homolog
Exons: 5
Coding region: 124-1353 (409 amino acids)
Biological process (GO): spliceosomal tri-snRNP complex assembly
Source: RefSeq, a predicted model, not a curated record
AUAUUAAAUACCAAUAGUGAAAACAUACCGAAAACAUGGUCAAUAUAUGUUAAAAAGUUUAUUCUGAUUUAAACAUAUUGAGGUGUUAGAAUUUUAUAAUAUAUUACGGCACAAACGUGCAAAAUGGACCAGGAGACCGCUAAAAAGCUCCUCGUUGAAGGAGGAACAUUUGUAUUCCUCGGUGUGCCCCAGGAGACACAAUUUGGUAUUGAUAUGCAAUGUUGGAAUACUGAAGAAGACUUUCGAGGAAUAAAAAUGAUUCCACCGGGUCUUCAUUACGUUCACUAUUCUGCUGUGAGCAAAGAAACCGGAGACAUUUCACCAAGAUCAGGAUUUAUGCAUUACUUUGAUAAAAAAGAGUUUGUCGUCAAAAUGUGGGAUAAAAAACUAGAAGAUAUUAGUAAGGAUGAAAUUAGUGAAGAAAGCAUUCAGCGCUUAAAAGAUAAUUUGCUCAACAUAGACAAGCACUUAGCCCCUUAUCCUUAUGAAAUAUGGCAAAAGUGGAAACAAUUAUCUUCUCAAAUAACAGCUGAGUUAGCACAGAAGCUCUCACCACUGAAUGGUCUUAUCAGAGCGUCGGUGGACUUACUGCCAAUGAGUGAUAAGGAUAGACCGAGAGGAAAUAAGUCAAAACAGUCCAUAGAACCUGAUCCUGUAUCAAAAGAAGUUCAAAGCGAUGAUUCAACUCCAGGCCAAUCUGGUGCUAAAAGAGUUAGAAGAAUCACAGAGGAAGAAAAAGAGCAAGCUAUGUUACCAGAUUUAAAGCCAGCCCCAGGAGAGGCAAUGAGGUUUACAGAAAUACCAAAAGAAAAAUACCCACCAGGCUCAACACCAGGGGAGAUAACGAAGCACUAUUUAGAUCAAACAUAUUCCUUAGAUCUCAUGAUUGCACAGCAUGAUGAGCCUCUACAUAUUAUUGGCGAGCUUCAGUUUACAUACUUAUGUUUCCUUAUUGGACAUUCUCUUGAAGCUUUCGAACAUUGGAAGAAUCUUGUUAUUUUGCUGUGUUCCUGUGAUAAAGCUAUUCUGAAAUAUCGAAAUGUUUACUUCAAUUUUAUUAAAACAAUUGAGACACAAAUUGAUGAAAUGCCAGGUGACUUUUUAGCAGACAUUGUGAUGAAUAAGAACGUAAUUUACAAAAAAUUACGAUAUUUUUUCCGCACAGUGUUCGUAAAUAAGAAGAAGAUUGAUGGUCAGUUAUUGUCUUUGAUUGUUCGAUUUAUUGAAAACUUAACCCAAAAGCUUAAGUGGGAUUUCACGGGACUUAAUGAUUAUGAAGAAGAUGAGAAACCUGUACUAGUUCUAUUUGACGAUUUUGUAGCAAUUGACGAACACUGUAUAUUAAGUUUGUAAUCAUUAUAUUUGUUUACAGUUUGAAUAAAAUUUAAUCUGCGGAAUAAA